UGUUGUUCAAUCAGUAUGCUGGUCUAAUAAUCUAAUUAUUAAUGUAACAACGUGGGAUUUGUGGCUGCUCGCCCCCAAACAGGCUUCUCCGCAGUCAGUCUCCUGACUACUGAUAGAACACCUGCAUCCAGUUCCCUACCCGGCUUCAUACCCCUGCUUCACACUCUCACGUUGUUGGAAAUCGUAUCAUUAAUACUGGACCUUGCUCCUUUCUUCUUCCCUGCUUUGACUCGCCUGGCUGCAUUCUGGACUUAAAUAUUUCUGUUCUCAUUUCCCUCCAUCAGAGAAAAUGUUGUUCCUUUUGCUUCUCCAUCUGACCUCCUCUGUCUGUGGAGAGUUAAGAGAGAAAACAACUUUCUAUCAGGCAGAGGAGGACGACAACAUCACCAUCAGAUGGGACAGCCAGAACCAAACAGACAUGUCUCUCACCAACAUCAUCUGUGUUCUUCUCUCAAAACCUGAGAAAGUUUUCUAUGAACUGAUGGAUGGUGUUGAGCUUCCAGAGUCUCAGUAUCAGCAGUUUUCAGGACGAGUUCAGUGUGACAGAGACGCUCUCAGAGAAGGACGAGUCACACUUCAUCUGUCCAGAGUCACAGCUGAAGACUCUGGAAGGUACUGGUGUGAAAUUAAUAAUUAUAACAAGACCUUAAGGCGAUGGGAGCUUCAGGCUGAGAUUAAUUUUGUUCUGAAUGUGACUCCAGCUUCUCAUGAGGAAAGUUUCACGUCUCCCAUCACAACAAAGCCUGGAUUUGUCAUUAUUAAAGGUGCAACACACCGAGAGGGUGGACUAUUGAUUGAUAUGAUUUUGCAUGUAUUGGUAAUGGGUGCAUUUGUUUGUGGAGUUAUUGUAGGUAUACGAGAAAUGGUUUACAUUGGCAGACGUCAGAAAGGUAGGCUUCAUUAGCUGUCAUGACUCUUCUGUCGAGAGAGAGAGAGAGAGAGAGAGAGAGAGAGAGCUGACAGAUGUUAAAAUUCUCUCCUAAUAAUUUAGCUUCAGUCUGUAACAUUUAAUUAUUUAAAGACUUCCAGCUGUCAGAUGGUGAGUUUUCUUCUUCUCUGAUCAGGUUUGUCUGGUUUGUUUCUUUCUUUAAGUGGGUGUUGAUGAGACAAACUCUCCUGUACUUUAUGUAAACCUGUAAUUCAGUAGGAGUAAAACUAUGUAAUCCAUCAGAGUAACGUGUAAUAAUAUUACUUGUGAUCAUGAAGAGUCUGAAAUGUGCAGCUCAGUCUCACCACUUUUAUUUCUCUAAUUCUAACAAAAUCAGAAUAUUUUUGUCAUGAAAAUUUUGUAAAAUACUGAGUCAAUAACUCAGUAUGUAUAACUGUUUUUGUGUAUAUAAAUGUGUGUGUUGCUGUCAGGUCUGAUUGUUCAUCACAGUGAACAUCAGCUCUCAUCAUGUGCUCCAGCUUCACAGCUGUGUCAUCAUGUAGGUCAAAGGUCAGACUGAUCCUGCUUUCUGACUCCACAACAACACAAGUGAAGCAUCAGGACCAGACAUGAGAAGACUCUGGUCCAGGAAAUCCACACUGUGGAUCAGGUUGUAGCUGAGAGGAAACAGCAGAGAGGAGCUUUAAUAACACUGAGACACGAGAAGAAACUGGAACCACAGGAGUUUGUAUUUAAUAUCUCCAUGAAGCACUUUUAUUCUGAACGUUGUCAAAAACUUUUUAUAUUUCUUGAGUUUCUUUCUGUACAAGUUUUAAUGUUCAAAGCAAGUAGAGGAUUUUAAAGGUUUAACUGACUGCAGAGGCGUUGGGGGGAUAGUGUUUUACAGAUGUGUUACAGAUGUCUUCUUCUUGUUGAACCAUGCUUUUUACUUUCAUCAUGUAGAAGACUUUCAUAUUGUUGUGGAAAAAUUACCACGAGUCUGGAAUGAGUAAAGUAUAUAAGGUUUAUUUACAGGAGAAGUAUUGAAUAAAGAAUUACUUGCAAAUAAUGAGAGUGGUCGUCCAGACUCACAUGAAAUCGGGAGAGACUCUGAGGAUUCAUCAGAGAGAAACAGUUUUAUUCAGCUGGUCCCCAGCUGAAGGUCAAACAGCAAAAUAAUAAAUGAGGAAUAGAAGACUUAGUGGCGCCACUUUCUUCC
Melanotaenia boesemani (Boeseman's rainbowfish) is the source of this 2087-nucleotide messenger RNA. RefSeq lists its product as uncharacterized. Gene Ontology annotation, cellular component: external side of plasma membrane. Gene Ontology annotation, biological process: negative regulation of T cell proliferation; T cell costimulation; immune response. Bases 290 to 904 code for a protein of 204 amino acids. Lineage: Eukaryota; Metazoa; Chordata; Actinopteri; Atheriniformes; Melanotaeniidae. The transcript is spliced from 6 exons. The record is from RefSeq and is a predicted model, not a curated record.